Messenger RNA from Humulus lupulus (European hop), 815 nucleotides. RefSeq lists its product as uncharacterized. Bases 447 to 815 code for a protein of 122 amino acids. The transcript has 3 exons. The record is from RefSeq and is a predicted model, not a curated record. Lineage: Eukaryota; Viridiplantae; Streptophyta; Magnoliopsida; Rosales; Cannabaceae.
CAGGUUGUUUUACACAUGUUUUCUUUUACCAUUAAUGCAUGUUAAUUAUUGUUUGAUUAUUCUGUUCUGUGGUGCGGUGAAUACUUUUUACGAUCAAAACAAAUUACUUGGGUCCUUUAUUAUUAUUAUUAUUAUUUAAGUUAUAAUUUUUUUUUGUCUUUCUUUUUUUCAAGGAAUAUUACUAUGCCUAAAAAUGAGCAAAGUCAGAACUGAAAGAGCUUCAGAGCUUUGGAAGGUACUUUUUUCCAAUUCAUUCUUAAUAUGAUAUUACCUUCUUUCUUAGCUGCUUUGAGUUUUGCCAUCUCUGAUGCUAAACAUGCUUUACUUUUCAACUUUAUCCAGAUAUAAGAUUGCUCAAAAGGUUUUUUUUUGGCAUAUAAAUUGAAAACCUUUUAAUGAGCACUUUCCAUGUUUUUUUUUUCAUGAAAGCUGUUAAGUUGUCCUGAAUGAAUGUAACUUUGGGUUUGCAGGUUGCGGGUUUAGUUGUUGUUUGUGUUAUAUGUUUCACCUCUAAUGAUUUUGUGGCUUUGUUAACUGACAUUCCUAUGCUUUAUCACUGGCAUGACCAGGAAGUGAAUGGUGGUUGUAUAUCUCUUCUAAUUGUGUAUUACUUUGUAGGUUCAUCGAUCCCCUCAGCCUUUUUAUUAUGGGUAAUGAGAGAAGCACCACCAUUAAUAACAGCUUAUGUACAACAAGAAUCAGCUACAUUAACUUUCGUAAGUGAUAGUAUAGCAGCAAUACCAAAUCCUCAACACUGGACGACUGCACCAAGUGUGAGAAAUCAGUUCUGUAUUAUUCUCCCUUCAUAUUCUUAA